AUGGCAAAAUUUCGAAGAAGGACUUGCUUCAUUUUGUCACUUUUUAUUCUAUUUAUUUUCUCUCUGAUGAUGGGUUUAAAAAUGCUGAGACCAAAUAAAGCAGCUUUUGGAGAUCCUUUUGGACUUGAGCUUCUUCCAGAAAUUCGGCAACAAACUCAUUUGACGAAAGGUUUUGAUUCUCAAAAGAGUGACAAAAUCAGCAGUGAAACAAACAUCAAGAACUUAAAAACUGAGGAAAUCACUGUGAAAGCUUCCGUAGCCUCUGAAGCUCAUCCAGAACAACUGCCACCUCUGAAUUAUUACUUACAUGUAUUUUAUUACAGUUGGUAUGGAAAUCCACAAUUUGAUGGUAAAUAUAUACAUUGGGACCAUCCAGUUCUCUCACACUGGGACCCUAGGAUAACCAAGAAAUAUCCCAAAGGGAAGCACAACCCCCCUGAUGACAUUGGCUCCAGGUUUUAUCCUGAGUUGGGAAGUUACAGCUCUCGGGAUCCUUCUGUCAUCGAAACUCACAUGAAACAAAUGUACUCAGCUUCAAUUGGUGUACUAGCCCUAUCUUGGUACCCACCUGAUUUGAAUGAUGAGAAUGGAGAACCUACUGAUAACUUGGUACCAACUAUUUUGGAUAAAGCUCAUAAAUAUAAUCUGAAGGUCACUUUUCACAUUGAACCAUAUAAGAAUCGAGAUGAUAAAAACAUGUACAAAAAUGUCAAGUACAUUAUAGACAAAUAUGGAAAUCAUCCUGCCUUUUACAGGUACAAGACUAAGAAUGGCAAUGCUCUUCCAAUGUUUUAUAUCUAUGAUUCCUAUAUCACAGCAUCUCAAAAAUGGGCCAAUCUGUUAACCAGCUCAGGGUCUCAGAGCAUUCGCAACUCUCCUUAUGAUGCAUUGUUUAUUGCACUUCUAGUAGAUAAAAAGCAUAGAUACGGAAUUCUUCGAGGUGGUUUUGAUGGAAUUUACACAUACUUUGCCACAAAUGGCUUUACUUAUGGCUCAUCCUAUGAAAACUGGGCUAAGAUAAAAUAUUUUUGUGAUCAGUUCGACCUAAUGUUCAUCCCAAGUGUGGGCCCGGGAUACAUAGAUACCAGCAUCCGACCAUGGAACUCUCAUAACACUCGUAACCGAAUCAACGGGAAAUACUAUGAGACUGCUCUGAGUGCUGCACUCCAAGCCCACCCCAGUAUAAUUUCCAUCACCUCUUUUAAUGAGUGGCAUGAAGGAACUCAGAUUGAAAGAGCUGUUCCCAAAAGAACCGGUAAUAUUGUGUACCUGGAUUACCGGCCUCAUAAACCAAGUCUUUAUCUAGAGCUAACUCGCAAGUGGUCUGAAAAAUACAGAAAGGAAAGAGCAAUUUAUGCAUUAGGUCACCAGGAACUUAGCACACAACCUGUUUCUUAA
Messenger RNA from Budorcas taxicolor (takin), 1398 nucleotides. It is a transcript of the gene MANEA, whose product is annotated as mannosidase endo-alpha. Gene Ontology annotation, molecular function: alpha-mannosidase activity. Gene Ontology annotation, cellular component: Golgi apparatus. Bases 1 to 1398 code for a protein of 465 amino acids. The transcript has 4 exons. The record is from RefSeq and is a predicted model, not a curated record. NCBI's taxonomy places the organism in Eukaryota, Metazoa, Chordata, Mammalia, Artiodactyla, Bovidae.